Messenger RNA from Aspergillus ochraceoroseus IBT 24754, 1949 nucleotides. Its product is annotated as serine/threonine protein kinase CDC7. Gene Ontology annotation, biological process: mitotic DNA damage checkpoint signaling; protein phosphorylation. The transcript has 4 exons. Gene Ontology annotation, molecular function: ATP binding; protein serine/threonine kinase activity. Lineage: Eukaryota; Fungi; Ascomycota; Eurotiomycetes; Eurotiales; Aspergillaceae. Gene Ontology annotation, cellular component: nucleus. The coding region runs from base 200 to 1669 and encodes 489 amino acids. The record is from RefSeq and is a predicted model, not a curated record.
GUCUCCCAUGACAAUGUUACUCUGACCAGGCUUUUCGACUCACGCCUCGAGAGAUACCCCUCUACUACAACCCGUCAACAACUAGACACACUAGAGUCUCUUCUUCACCUUUACUACUAAUUUCUCGGAACCAAUCUCGCGCGAUUGUCUUGAUCCUACUCCUCCCCUCGAGUUCCUCUUUCCACAAGCACCUGGCGACAUGGCGAUGCUCCGCGCGGCCUCCGUUAGUGUCUCCGACUUGCAACAUCCUCGAUCAACGAUCCUAACUUCCAAAUAUGAUGAGGAUGCCGGUACACUCACGGAUAGUGACCCUCGAAUAGAACAGGCUUUCGAGGAACACGGGCAAGAUGAGGAUGGUGAGGAAGAAGAGGUGGACGAUGCUGUCAAGGAGGAUAUGAAGAAGCUUGAAGAUACUUUCCCGGGGAUUUCAGAUCGAUUUCGUCUGGUAAACAGAAUUGGAGAAGGCACAUUUUCGACCGUUUACAAAGCGGAAGACCUUUUGUAUGAUCACUAUAACAACGACUGGGACGUGUUUCAGAACAAUCAAAGCGAUGGUUGGGGAAAUCCGCCAUCGAAAAGACGCCGAAUCGAAACGGGAAACGCCCAUUCGGGACCAACGAGACAGAGAAAACCAAGAUAUGUCGCGCUGAAGAAAAUCUACGUGACAAGCAGUCCACUACGUAUUCAAAAUGAGCUAGAGUUACUCCAUGAUCUUCGGGGAUGCCGAUCCGUAUGCCCUCUGAUCACUGCCUUCCGUUACCAAGAUCAAGUUGUGGCGGUCUUGCCCUACUUCCCUCACACAGACUUUCGACUACAAUACCGCACAUUUAUGGUUGCGGAUAUGCGACAUUACUUCCGUUCUUUAUUCACUGCAUUGCAUUCGGUCCAUAAGCAUGAGAUACUACAUCGUGAUAUUAAGCCAACUAAUUUCCUCUACAACCCCGACCUUCGAGAGGGUGUCUUGGUCGAUUUUGGUCUCGCAGAGCGCGAGGGCUCUGAAUAUACCGGCACCUGUCUAUGCGCGAAUGCGAACUAUAUGCGUCGCAAUCGAUUCGUACAGAGCUACUACUACACCCACUGUUCAGCAUCAGGCCUCUCCGUGGGUUAUCCGAAAAGCGAUUCGCGGCCCUCAAGGCGGGCUAAUCGCGCAGGCACGCGAGGGUUCCGUGCGCCGGAAGUUCUCUUCAAAUGUACCUCUCAGACAACGAAGAUCGACAUGUGGUCUGCGGGGGUUAUUCUACUGACACUCCUCGGUCGUCGAUUCCCAUUCUUCAACUCCGCGGACGAUGUUGAUGCGCUGAUAGAAAUGGCGAGUAUCUUUGGUACGCGACGCAUGAAAAACGCAGCGGCCAUGCAUGGACAGGUAUUCGAAACCAACCUUCCUACAAUUGGAGAAAAGGGAUAUGGUUGGGAGAAGUUGGUGAAAUGGUCUAGCUGCGUGGAAGAGCUGACGGAUAGCGAGAAGCAAGCCACGCGUCUGCUGGCCGGGCUCAUGGAAUUAGAUCCAUACAAACGGCUCAGUGCGAAGGAGGCUCUGCAGCAUGAAUUCUUCACUACUCCGAUGGACCAUGAUGUGGAAUGGGGAGGACCUGAAGAUAGCGCGGAUAGCAUUGCGGAGGAUGAAGGGGACAAGGAAGAGGAUGAAGCUGAUGAAGUAGAGAUGGUAUAGAGCUCUCGUAAUAAUGUAUAAUGAUGAUACCUGAUCCCGAAUUGUUUUUUUGAGCCGUAUAUAAAAGCCGGUCUGGGAUCUACAGCAAACCAUCGCCAUUGGUCAUGCUAUUGGGAGGCGAAGUUUUUCCCAGAAAAAGACAAUUAUGUACAGAGAAGUAUAUAUUAUAGGCGCAUUUUAUAUAUAUCCGUCUGGACAACUACCCAUUCAUGCUCAUGCUUCACCAAAAUCAACAUGCCCCGUUUGCUCUGCAUGUUGAGUCGCACCCUUCUCACCAAUA